AUGGAGCAAAAACUGGAGUGGCUCGAAGCCCAGAAGACAGAGAUAAGCGUUGACCUCAUUGCUGCAGCCAAGAAACAUCUUCACUUCCUCGGAGCUGUUGAUCAGAACCGUUGCCUCUACGACGGCCCUGCUCUCCAAAGAGCCAUCUUCAGAUACAAUGCUUAUUGGCUUCCUUUGCUUGCAAAAUACACUGAGUCUUCUUCCAUCUGCGAAGGACCAUUAGUCCCUCCUCUUGACUGUGAAUGGGUUUGGCACUGCCACAGGCUUAACCCGGUGAGGUACAAGACUGAUUGUGAGGAGCUCUACGGAAGAGUCUUGGACAACUCUUGUGUUGCAUCUUCCGUAAAUGGAAACUCCAACCAACAAACUCAAAACCUAUGGAAGACACUGUACCCUACGGAGCCUUAUCAUCUUGAUUUGGACAAGCCAAUCUCCAAAGCAGAGAACAUGUCAGCUCUUGAGAAAUGCACCACUUAUGAUCUUGUCUCAGCUGUCAAGAGACAAACACCGUUUUACUACCAAGUUUCAAGAGACCAUGUUCACAAUGAAGUCUUUCUGCAAGAAGCUGUUGCUAGAUACAAGGCGUUUCUCUACUUGAUCAAGAGAAACAGAGAAAGGUCUAUCAAGCUUUUCUGUGUUCCUACUUACGACAUUGAUCUUCUUUGGCACACGCACCAGCUUCACGCUCUCUCUUACUGCAAAGACUUGACGAAGAUGAUUGGUAAGGUUCUUGAGCAUGACGACACAGACUCUGACAGAAGCAAAGGUAAGAAGCUUGACACUGGUUUCUCUGGAACCACUGCUCAAUGGGAAGAAACAUUUGGUCGGAGGUACUGGAAAGCUGGUGCUAUGAAUCGUGGUGAUACCCCAAAGCCAGUCACAACCUCUCCUUAUGUCUCUUCAACCAAGAAAUCAGCUGCGAAAGAGGACGAGUCUCAGAAUAUAAUCCAGUUUCCAGAGGUGAAAGCCAUUGAGGUUAUCUUGGAGAUUGUUGCGGUCAAGAACUUACCGGAAGCUCACAAAGGAAAAGUCUUUGUUGUGUUCAGCAAAACUCAGCCUGAUUCUCUGUUUAACGCUGAGCGUAAGCUUACGGUUUUGUCUGAGUCUGAUGGAGAAAAGCAAGUUGCUUUGUUCCAGUGUGAGCCUACAGGAGAGCUUAGUUUCCAGCUAAUGUCUUCUUCUUCUUCUAAGUCUAAGAGCUUAGGUUUCACUUCUUUGUCACUUUCGGAGUUUCUGUUUCCUGUUACUAAGCUCUCUGUUGAGAAGUGGCUUGAGUUAACACCACCAGGUAAGAGUGAAAACAAGAAUCAAAUCUCUCUGCGAGUCGCUGUCUCCUUCACAACGCCGACUCGGAGUCCGACUGUUCUACAUUUGGUUCAGUCAAGACCUUCGCUGAAAGACUCUUGUUUCUUUCCUAUGAUCGGAAAGUCUCGUCUUGCUAAGGGUUUCACACGCGUUGUUGAUGAAACCGAAACAGAGUUGAUCAGUCUCCAGAUGAGGAACUCCAACGACGCAGCGCCAAAAGGUGAUGCAAGACAAGUGAUUGGCGUGAAAGGGAAUGGUGAAAGUCUUGUUCUUGCGGAGUACGAUGGAAAUUUCUGGUCUUUGCUUGAUGCGAAGUGGUCACUUAAGCAGACAGGCAACGAAAAUCCUCUGUUUGAGCUUUCGGGUGCUCGAAUGGUGAAAGUUUACUCCGGAAGGAAGCUGGAGUAUGAGCCAAGGCAUUGCGGAAAGAUGAGAAGCGAGCAAGAUUUCAUGACCGCUGUUGAAUUCUCAAAGGAACAUCCUUAUGGCAAAGCUGUUGGGUUGCUUGACUUGAAGUUUGGAUCUUUUGAGGCAAAUGAGAAAUGGAUGGUUUUGCCUGGAGUAGUUUCUGCUUUCAUACUCGGUGAUGUUCUUAAGAAGGAAGGGUUUGGUGCAGCAGCGAAAGAGACAGUGAAAGCUAACGGUGUAACAGAGGAAAGCAAGGAGAGUGAAGGUUUCAGUCAACUGAAGUUAGAAGAAGACACAAUGAUGAAUGUUGACACGACUACUCCGGUUGUGGUAGCUGCAGAGAAGAUCAAUGGCGGUUCUAGGUGCUUUUCGAAGGAGCUAAACGGGGGCUGCGGUACUGUGUGUGGUGGAGUAAGUGAUAUCAUGGUUGAAGAAGAAGGUGGUCGUUGUGGUGGUUGUGGCGGUUGUGGUGGAUGUGGAGGAGGAUGUGGGGGUGGCCAUGGCGGAGGGUGCGGUGGAGGGGGUGGAAGAUGUGGUGGGAUGACGAAGACCGGAGGUUGCGGUGGCGGGUCCUGCACUGGCGGUUCCACUGGCUGCGGUAACUGCGGUGGAGCGUGUGGUAAUAUGAUGAAGAAUCAUGCCAAUGAAAAUGCUCCAUCGGUAGCAGCAGAAGCUCUAAAUGAUGCCGUUGCAGCUUAA
Molecule: messenger RNA, 2412 nt
Organism: Microthlaspi erraticum
Lineage: Eukaryota; Viridiplantae; Streptophyta; Magnoliopsida; Brassicales; Brassicaceae
Source: the annotation of a GenBank genome assembly